This is a messenger RNA of Vicia villosa (hairy vetch), 474 nucleotides long. RefSeq lists its product as uncharacterized. Lineage: Eukaryota; Viridiplantae; Streptophyta; Magnoliopsida; Fabales; Fabaceae. Bases 1 to 474 code for a protein of 157 amino acids. The record is from RefSeq and is a predicted model, not a curated record. The transcript has 2 exons.
AUGGCUCAGGCUAUGCAGAACCAACCGAAUGCUGACGAGAAUGCUGGAUCUCGUAGUUUGGCGGCUUUCCAAAGGGAGAAUCCGCCUGUGUUCAAGGGUACGUAUGACCCUGAUGGUGCUCUUGAGUGGUUGAAGGAGAUUAGGCGAAUCUUCCAUGUUAUGGAUUUCACUCCUGCACAGAAGGUUAGAUAUGGCACUCAUAUGCUGGCUAAGGAAGCAGAUGAUUGGUGGCUUGAGACUCGUAGGAGGUUGGAGGCUCAUGGUGAGGAGAUCACUUGGAUUGCGUUUCGCAUGGAGUUCUUAAGGAAAUACUUUCCUGAGGAUGUCCGUGGUAAGAAGGAGAUUGAAUUCCUUGAACUGAAACAAGGGAAUAAGUCUGUUGUGGAGUAUGCUGCUAAGUUUGGUGAGCUGGAUAAGUUUUACCAAUAUUAUGAUGGUGCGAAUGGACAACAAUGCUCAUUAUCGUGUUAUUAA